Monoraphidium neglectum is the source of this 192-nucleotide messenger RNA. RefSeq lists its product as hypothetical. The transcript is spliced from 2 exons. Bases 1 to 192 code for a protein of 63 amino acids. NCBI's taxonomy places the organism in Eukaryota, Viridiplantae, Chlorophyta, Chlorophyceae, Sphaeropleales, Selenastraceae. The record is from RefSeq and is a predicted model, not a curated record.
AUGGACCCGCUCGUGCCAACCAUCCUCAUCCCGGCGUCGGCCGCCGUGGGCGUGCUGUUCGCAAUCAUCUUAUGGCAGCGGGUCAGCAAGAUCCAGAUGACGGGUGGCAGCGUGUUCCGCAGCGGCGACCGGGCAUACCUGCUCGAGGAGGAGCAGCGGGGCGACGACGAGAGAACUACACUGACAGUGUGA